This is a messenger RNA of Penicillium maclennaniae, 1635 nucleotides long. RefSeq names its product putative MFS transporter. Gene Ontology annotation, cellular component: membrane. The coding region runs from base 1 to 1635 and encodes 544 amino acids. Gene Ontology annotation, molecular function: biotin transmembrane transporter activity; solute:proton symporter activity; dethiobiotin transmembrane transporter activity. Lineage: Eukaryota; Fungi; Ascomycota; Eurotiomycetes; Eurotiales; Aspergillaceae. Gene Ontology annotation, biological process: biotin import across plasma membrane. The transcript has 4 exons. The record is from RefSeq and is a predicted model, not a curated record.
AUGAGCGUGAACAAGGGGCCAGCAUCUGAAGAUGUCCGGGAACAACCACAGGGUGCCUCGAGCCCGCGAGAGCUGGACGACAUCAACUCCGAGGAGUUCAGUCAAGAAAACAUCGAGCGUAUCUACAGUAAAUUGGACUGGCGCAUCAUUUCUGCCUUCUGGAUUAUCUACUUUAUGACGUCCGCCGUCAAAUCAAACAUUGGUCUGGCGCAGACGAUGAACAAAGAUUCCGGUCAUGAUCUCGCAAGUGUGUUGCACUUGAAUGCUCACCAGAUUUCCACUGCUCUUGCACUCUUCUAUGUCUGCUAUGUGGUGUUCGAUCUGCCUUCCAACCUGGUGAUGACCCGACUCAGUCCUCACAUCUGGAUGAGUCGGAUUGUGAUCAGCGUUGGGCUGAUUGGCACCUGCAUGACAGCGAUGAAGGCCGCCUGGAGUCUCUAUCUGCUUCGUCUACUGCUCGGUAUUGUCGAGGCCGGCUUGUGGCCCGGCAUGGCCUUCUACCUCACUCUAUUCUAUCCGCCAUCUCGCAUUGGGAAACGCAUUGGUCAGUAUUUCACCGCUGGACAAGUGUCAGCUGCCGUCGUAGGCCUUGUUUCCGCCGGCUUCCAGAAGAUGGAUGGUGUGCGGGGUUAUGUUGGAUUCCAGUGGAUGUUCCUGGUUUGGGGUGUCUCCACCAUCGCUCUGGGCUUUGUACAGCUCUGGUGGCUGCCAGACCGCCCUGUGCCCCCGGGCGAGGCUAUUCCCGAGCGUCACUGGCUUCUGCGCUGGCUGCCAACAAGCAGACCUGCCCUAACCGGCCGAGAUGCAGUGGUCCAUUAUCACGACAUGAAGCGCGUGUACCACAAGUCGAAGUGGAACAUGCGAGACCUGUUGAAUGUUUUCCUGGAUUGGAGACUGUGGCCGCUGCUCAUUAUGUACUUUGGUGUCGUGGGUGUGGGUGUGGGUGUGCAGCUCUAUGCCAACGUGAUUAUCGCUGCUAUUGAUCCGUCGCUGAACGGCGUUGACCUGAGCUUGCUGACUGCACCUAUCUGGAUUAUGGAUCUUAUCGCCAUUCUACUCGUCACUCCGCUUUCGGAUCGUUUCCAUCGCCACCGCGCUCUCUUCUUCUCCGUUCCUGUCUUGAUCCAGAUCCUUGGCCUGUUGUUGACUAGCUACGCGGGUACUGACGAGGACCCCUGGCCUCGCUACGGUGGACUUCUGAUCGUUGGCUUCGGCCUUGGACCGACCGUGCCUAUCACCAUGACGUGGACCGCGGAGAUCUUCCAGCCACGACACGGUGAAGUCGGCGUUGCAGCUGCAUCGGCUGUUGUCUCCGGAUGGGGCAACACCGGCGUGAUCCUGACAACCUAUGCGUUGUACUCGGGAUGGAAGAGUGACUAUGAAGCUCCCGGUCGGCAAAAGUAUCGCAAGAGUAAUCUGGUCAUGAUUGGCAUUCUGAUUGCGAGUAUUCUGGCUGCUGUUAGCAUGGAGCUUCUCCUUCGCUACGUAGACAAGUGGUAUGAUGAUCCCGUGGAGGAUGAUGAAGGCAACACCGUCGACUACGCACGUCGUCGUGAAGUGAAACAGCGUGGUCUGACCGGGAUCGGAGCUAGUUUAAUGGGUUGGGCGAGACGAGGCAAGGCUAACCUCGAGUAA